AUGGAUUUUAGUUCAAAUAAUUUAUCAGGUUUAGUGCCAUUGUUCCCUUCAACCUUGACAUCAUUGCACCUCUCCAAAAACAAAUUUGUCGGGUCAAUUUCUUUCCUUUGCAAAAUAGUCAAUCCUUGGUUCAGCUCCAUUGACCUCUCAGAUAACCUACUAUCAGGAGAACUUCCCAAUUGUUUAAUGGGAUUUGAGGAACUAGUCAUUCUUAAUUUAGCCAACAACAUUUUAUAUGGUAAAAUUCCCAGUUCUAUUGGUUAUUUAUUUUCUAUAAGAUCUCUACAGCUGCGGAACAAUAAUUUUACUGGUGCUCUACCUACCUUUUUGAAGGACUGCAGAGAAAUGAAAAUCUUGGACGUGGGGCGGAAUAAGUUAAGUGGAGAAAUUCCAUCAUGGGUUGGCUCAGAUUUAACAAACUUGGCUGUCUUAAGUUUGAGAGUCAACGAGUUCAAUGGAAAGAUACCUCCAAAUUUGUGUCAUUUGAAUCAAGUCCUUAUUUUGGAUCUUUCUCAAAAUAUCUUAUCAGGAGAAAUCCCUCGAUGUAUCAACAAUAUCACAUCUUUGCUUCAGAAUAAUAGUUUAGACUCCAUGAUUAUUUUUUAUUUGGGUGGAAAGGAUGAAAUCUUUUACUCUGCUGCUGAUGAAUACAUGGGGGGUGUAUUAGUUCAAUGGAAAAGCAGUGAAUCUGUGUACAAUAAGACACUCGGGUUGUCGAAGAUCAUCGAUUUUUCUAGUAACCAGUAA
Molecule: messenger RNA, 747 nt
Organism: Lycium ferocissimum
Lineage: Eukaryota; Viridiplantae; Streptophyta; Magnoliopsida; Solanales; Solanaceae
Product: receptor-like protein EIX2
Exons: 1
Coding region: 1-747 (248 amino acids)
Source: RefSeq, a predicted model, not a curated record